UGCGCGCGCGCGCGCGUGCGCUGCUUUGACACUCACAAUAUCGACGAUUUUGCACAGAACGAGACUGAAAGUGAACUUUAUCGCAUCGUGACCAUCUUUGUUAUUCAUUUUCUUUCUCUUUUUCUCUCUCUCUCUCUCUCUCUUUUUCUUUCUUUCAUUUUCUUAUUCUUUCCGUCCAUCUCUUGAACGUUUUCAAAGGCAUUUUAAUCACGUGUUGAUAAUAUGAAGACACUAGGACGAUCAUCUAUUAUAACGAGAUACAACGAGAAGAAACUAAACAAAAGCGAAACAAAAAACGCGAGUAUCGAUAUGUAUUGCUGUUGCUGCUUUUCAAGGUGAUCUAGACCAUUAACGUAAACAAGAAUUUUCAAAGAUCUUUUUGAGAGAAAACAUCAUUAAAAAAAAGAAACGAUGUAUGGAAAAGUGCGAUACCUUUUCGCGAUAAUGCUUUGCAUCGCGAAUAUGAUCAUUUACGGUCUCAAGGUCAACAUAUCAACAGCGAUAAUUGGUAUGGUAAAAUUACGCGAAUCAACAGCAUCAAACGAGUGUCCUGAAUUUGAGGAUAUAAGUAACACGAAAUCAACGGAUUUGGAAGGACCGUUUGAUUGGACGACUACUGAACAAGGACUCGUUGUUAGCAUAUAUUUUGCAGGAUAUCUCGUUGGGAUGUUUCCUUCGGGAUAUUUCGCAGAUCGAUUCAACACGAAGCUAGUAUUAUUGAUCUGUGUAUUAGCAAAUGCAAUUUUAACGAUCAUCGUACCAAUCGCUGCUAACGUAUUGACGGUUCUCCUAAUCGUGAGAUUUUUAGCGGGUAUCAUGAGUGCUGCUAAUCUUCCAGUGGUGAACGUUCUUGUAGGAAAAUGGGUUGUUUACGAGGAAAAAAGUAUGUGGGUUGGGAUAAUCUACGCUGGAACAUCUUUGGGAACAGUCAUAUCGAUUCUGACAUCUGGUUUGAUCUUAAAAGAUCUUGGAUGGGAAGCAGUGUUUUAUAUUCACGGUACACUACCGUUAAUUUGGUGCGUCUUCUUUUAUUUUUUCUUCGAGGAUUCUCCAGAAGAACAAAAGUUCAUUACGGAAGAAGAAAGAUCAUUGUUAAUUAAUACUUAUGGUCAUCGUUCACCUGUUUCUGCUAAAAUGACUAUACCUUGGAAAGCAAUGUUCACUUCUGUACCAUUUUGGGCAUUGAUUUGGACCAACACGCUUGGAAACUUUUGUUGGUACUUCUUACUCACACAAUUACCACUAUAUAUGAACAAAAUCUUACGAUAUGAUAUUAAAUCCAAUGCAAUGAUCAGUUGUACGCCAUAUCUAAUAAAUGCAAUAACUAAUCCACUUCUUGGUAAAGCAUUAGAUUGGGGUAGGAAUAAAGGUUAUUGGUCUCAAACGGGAGCAAGAAAACUUGCUGUUCUCGUGAGUUGCAUACCACCAUGUAUAUUUCUCAUAGUGAUCAUGUACAUUGGAUGCGAUCGUAAAACGUCAACGAUUCUUUUAGUAUUGAGUAUAGUUGUUUGCGGUGCCAUUUUCGUCGGUCAUCUUUGCAAUCAAAACGAUUUGGCACCGAAUUACGCUGGUAUUCUUAUGGGAAUAACGAACACGCCAGGAACACUCUCGGCGUUCAUCUUACCAGCAUUGGUGGGAGCUUUAAUGGAACAAGGGCAUACAUUUGCAAGAUGGCGAUACGUUUUUUGGAUAAACAUCGUAGCUCAGUUACUUGCCUUUGUAAUAUUUAUGAUAUUCGGUUCCGGAAAAAUUCAACCAUGGAAUAACCCAGAGAAUGCAAGAGAUAUUAACUGGGACAACGAAGAAAGACAACAAGAAACGAGAACGUAAAUCGAUGUGCAUAUUUCUUAUCGAUGAAAUUUAUUGAAAGCAAAGAUGAAAAAGUUUAUUUAUACAUAUCGUUCCUUGGUUUUUUUUUUUUUUUUAAGAUACAUUUAUGUACUUUAAAAGUGUCAUUCUAUCUAUUUAUAUAUUAAAAGACAAUGAUUUUGUUAUUAAAAUCAUUUAAAUAUCGUCAUGCGACUUUGACAAACAAUGUGUUCACAGAUAGAUGAAUUAAUUACUUUUUUUUAAAUAAAUUUUUUACACGUUGUACAUUUAUACACGCAUAAAAAUUUAUUAACGUUUAUCUAUUACGAGUUUAUUAUAUUCUUUGUUAAUAAUUUUAUAAUAUUGUUAUUUAUUUUUUUGUUACGUAUAUAAUAAAAUUUCACGUAAUUGUGUAUUUACAUGCAACAAUCGUUGUAAUACGAAACAUAAUAAUUUUGUAAAUAUGGAAAAAUCUUAUUGAGAAAAAAAUAAAGAAAAGAUGUUUCUUUUGUUACGGAAAAAAGAAAACACGAUGAAAAAAAAAA
This is a messenger RNA of Polistes canadensis, 2354 nucleotides long. Its product is annotated as sialin-like. The record is from RefSeq and is a predicted model, not a curated record. Gene Ontology annotation, molecular function: transmembrane transporter activity. Lineage: Eukaryota; Metazoa; Arthropoda; Insecta; Hymenoptera; Vespidae. Gene Ontology annotation, biological process: monoatomic anion transport; transmembrane transport. The transcript has 7 exons. Bases 412 to 1830 code for a protein of 472 amino acids.